This is a messenger RNA of Nymphaea colorata (pocket water lily), 3383 nucleotides long. Its product is annotated as ATPase 11, plasma membrane-type. The transcript has 22 exons. The record is from RefSeq and is a predicted model, not a curated record. Gene Ontology annotation, molecular function: ATP hydrolysis activity; ATP binding; P-type proton-exporting transporter activity. Bases 176 to 3046 code for a protein of 956 amino acids. NCBI's taxonomy places the organism in Eukaryota, Viridiplantae, Streptophyta, Magnoliopsida, Nymphaeales, Nymphaeaceae. Gene Ontology annotation, biological process: proton export across plasma membrane; regulation of intracellular pH. Gene Ontology annotation, cellular component: plasma membrane.
ACAGCCCACGUUUGCUGUUCUUGUACCUGCAAGGACAUGUUGUGUCCCCGUCCAUAAAGUAUCCAUCUCGGGAAUCACCGUUAUCUCUCUCUUCUCCCCCCCCCCCUCUCUAUCUGUUGCAGUUCUGCUUUACCCUGAUCCUGGAAAUUGGUUGUCAAAGGGAUUCUUAGUCAUAAUGGGGGACAAGGGCGAGGUUUUGGAGGCCAUUCUGAAGGAGGCUGUUGAUCUGGAAAACAUUCCUAUCGAAGAAGUCUUUGAGAACUUGAGAUGUACUAAGGAGGGGUUGUCAACUCAAGAUGCGACAGAGAGAUUGGAAAUUUUUGGGCAGAACAAACUCGAGGAAAAGAAGGAAAGCAAAUUUCUUAAGUUUCUAGGAUUUAUGUGGAACCCAUUAUCUUGGGUCAUGGAAGCAGCUGCCAUUAUGGCCAUUGCUCUUGCUAAUGGAGGGGGUAAACCUCCCGACUGGCAAGAUUUUGUGGGGAUCAUAACGCUUCUUCUGAUCAAUUCUACCAUCAGCUUCAUUGAGGAAAAUAAUGCUGGCAAUGCGGCUGCAGCUCUCAUGGCUCGCCUUGCUCCCAAGGCGAAGGUGCUGAGGGACGGGAGGUGGAGCGAGGAAGAAGCAUCCAUUUUGGUUCCUGGCGACAUAAUCAGCAUAAAACUGGGAGACAUUAUCCCUGCUGAUGCCCGUCUCCUUGAAGGAGAUCCGCUCAAGAUUGAUCAGUCUGCACUUACUGGUGAGUCCCUGCCCGUAACCAAAGGCCCCGGCGAUGGGGUUUAUUCUGGCUCUACCUGCAAGCAAGGAGAGCUUGAAGCGGUGGUCAUCGCCACUGGUGUUCAUACCUUCUUUGGCAAAGCUGCCCAUCUUGUUGAUUCUACUAACCAAGUUGGUCACUUCCAAAAGGUUUUGACUGCAAUCGGGAAUUUCUGUAUAUGCUCGAUUGCUGUGGGUAUGAUAAUAGAGAUAAUUGUCAUGUACCCCAUUCAAGAUCGCAAGUACCGUCCAGGAAUAGAUAAUCUUUUGGUGCUUUUGAUCGGUGGAAUUCCAAUAGCCAUGCCAACAGUUCUGUCUGUUACGAUGGCAAUCGGAUCCCAUCGACUUUCUCAGCAGGGUGCAAUCACAAAACGGAUGACUGCAAUAGAGGAAAUGGCAGGGAUGGAUGUUCUAUGCAGUGACAAAACAGGGACGCUGACAUUGAACAAGCUGACUGUCGACAAAAAUUUGGUUGAGGUUUUUGCUAAAGGGGUUGACAAAGACAUGGUCAUUCUAAUGGCUGCAAGAGCUUCUCGAACUGAAAAUCAAGAUGCCAUUGACACAGCCAUUGUUGGGAUGCUGGCUGACCCAAAAGAGGCAAGAGCUGGCAUCCAGGAAGUUCAUUUUCUUCCGUUCAACCCAACAGACAAACGGACUGCAUUAACAUAUAUCGGCAGUGAAGGGAGAAUGCACCGCGUCAGCAAAGGUGCACCUGAGCAGAUUCUUAACUUGUCGCACAACAAGUCAGAAAUUGAACGUAGGGUCCACACAGUGAUUGAUAAGUUUGCAGAACGAGGACUUAGAUCCCUUGCUGUUGCAUAUCAGGAGGUGCCUGAUGGCAGAAAAGAGAGCCCUGGAGGGCCAUGGCAGUUCGUUGGCCUAAUGCCUCUGUUUGAUCCACCUAGGCAUGAUAGUGCAGAGACAAUUAGGAGGGCACUCAAUCUUGGUGUUAAUGUUAAAAUGAUCACUGGGGAUCAACUUGCAAUUGGUAAGGAGACAGGCCGCCGCUUGGGGAUGGGAACAAAUAUGUAUCCAUCUUCUGCCUUGCUUGGACAAAACAAGGAUGAGUCACUUGCUGCUUUGCCUAUUGAUGAUCUGAUUGAGAAGGCUGAUGGAUUUGCUGGUGUCUUUCCUGAACACAAAUAUGAGAUAGUAAAGCGCUUGCAAGCAAGAAAGCAUAUUUGUGGAAUGACUGGUGAUGGUGUGAACGAUGCCCCUGCCCUGAAGAAGGCAGACAUUGGGAUUGCCGUCGCUGAUGCAACUGAUGCAGCCCGCAGUGCUUCUGACAUUGUUCUUACUGAACCUGGUCUAAGUGUUAUUAUUAGUGCUGUACUAACUAGCCGUGCAAUAUUCCAGAGGAUGAAAAAUUACACGAUCUAUGCAGUUUCCAUUACUAUCCGUAUUGUGCUUGGUUUCAUGCUGUUGGCCCUCAUAUGGAAAUUUGAUUUCCCUCCAUUUAUGGUCCUGAUCAUUGCCAUCCUAAAUGAUGGUACAAUUAUGACAAUAUCAAAGGACAGGGUGAAGCCGUCUCCUCUUCCUGACAGCUGGAAGUUGGCCGAGAUAUUUGCUACUGGUAUUAUUAUUGGCAGUUACCUGGCUAUGAUGACUGUGAUUUUCUUCUGGGCAGCUUAUAAGACAGACUUCUUUCCGCGAAUUUUCAAGGUUUCCAGUCUUCAGGACACAGCAACAGAUGAUUUCAGGAAACUUGCUUCAGCAAUUUAUCUGCAAGUCAGUACAAUAAGUCAGGCCCUUAUAUUUGUCACUCGUUCUAGGAGUUGGUCAUUCGUUGAGCGUCCUGGUUUGUUGCUUGUUAGUGCCUUUGUUAUCGCUCAGCUGGUUGCUACGUUGAUUGCAGUAUAUGCAAGUUGGAGUUUUGCAGCCAUUGAAGGAAUUGGCUGGGGAUGGGCAGGUGUUGUUUGGCUGUAUAACAUCAUCUUCUACAUACCUCUUGAUUUUAUCAAGUUCAUUAUCCGUUAUGCUUUGAGUGGAAGGGCCUGGGAUCUUGUUCUUGAGCAGAGGAUUGCUUUCACCAGGCAGAAGGACUUUGGAAAGGAGGCAAGGGAACUCAAGUGGGCUCAUGCUCAGAGAACUUUGCAUGGAUUGCAACCACCUGAUACUAAGAUGUUCGGUGACAGAUCCAGUUUCACAGACCUCAAUCAGAUGGCUGAAGAGGCAAAACGACGAGCUGAGAUUGCAAGGUUAAGAGAACUGCAUACUCUGAAAGGGCAUGUGGAGUCCGUGGUAAGAUUGAAAGGCUUGGACAUUGAUACAAUUCAGCAAGCCUACACUGUCUGACUGAAGACUUCAUGUUGCAUGCACCUCUGCCGGGCUCUGCUCUUAUUUAUUUGGUUGUAUUUUUCUGGAUUCUAUAUGUCAUAUAAAAAUAUGUUUUUAUAUUAUCAGGCUGUAACUAGAUGCAUUUUAUGCCGUGUAUUUUGCCCUUCUGCUGAUUCAAGGAUGAGGUUGUCUGUACCUUCUGAUUUUGUCUGGGGCAUGAGAGUGGAUGUCAGCCUUUUCACACUGAAUCUGCUGCCCCCUGCCUUGUCCCCACUUGUGUGGGGGAUGCAAUGGUUGAGGAACAGGACAUGUGUUGUACUCGCCUUCUCUUAUCUACUUGUCUAUUACGACCUCA